This is a messenger RNA of Ostrinia nubilalis (European corn borer), 3875 nucleotides long. It is a transcript of the gene SMC6, whose product is annotated as structural maintenance of chromosomes protein 6. The transcript has 23 exons. The record is from RefSeq and is a predicted model, not a curated record. Gene Ontology annotation, biological process: double-strand break repair via homologous recombination; chromosome organization. Lineage: Eukaryota; Metazoa; Arthropoda; Insecta; Lepidoptera; Crambidae. The coding region runs from base 92 to 3667 and encodes 1191 amino acids. Gene Ontology annotation, cellular component: chromosome; Smc5-Smc6 complex; site of double-strand break. Gene Ontology annotation, molecular function: ATP binding; protein binding; damaged DNA binding.
GCAAUUUUCCACUUCCAGCAGCACAAGUUCAAUUUUAUUGAAAUUUCAUAAUUUUAUUGUGGUUUCGCGCUCAUAAUAUAUUUUUUUCGUGAUGGAAUGGACAGAAGAAGACGUCGAAGAAGAUAUAGACGGGUGUAUACACAGUAUACAUGUCCGUAAUUUCUUUUGCCACGAUAAUUUGGAAAUAAAUUUGAAUAGAAAUGUAAACUUUAUUGUUGGUCGUAAUGGUAGUGGUAAAAGUGCAAUUUUAACGGCUUUGGUUGUGGGGUUGGGCGGCAGAGCCUCUGCUACAAACCGUGGGAAUAAUUUACAUUCAUUUAUUAAAAAAGGGGCUAAUUCUGCUACAGUAGAGAUAAAAAUAAAAAACAACAGUCCAAAAGCAUACAAGCACAAUGUAUAUGGAGAUUUCAUCACUAUUGUCAGAAACAUCAAUGCUUCUGGAGGUUCCAGCUACAAAGUCAAGUCGGCUACAGGAGAGGUCAUAUCAACCAAGUUUGAAGAGGUCAACUCAAUAAUAUUAGCACAUGACAUACAAGUAGACAACCCAAUCUCUGUCCUGAACCAAGACGAUGCAAGGAGUUUUCAUGCUUCUGACGCUAAGAAGAAGUAUUCCCUGUUUCGAAAGGCAACAAACCUUGAUCAGACUGAAAUCAACUAUGUGAAAGCACUUGAAAACUGCAACAAAGCCUCUGCGACUUGGAACAGGAAAAACGAUGCCUGUCAAGAAUUGGAAAAGGAGUACAAAAAAUGGAAGACCAGUCACGAACAGCUACAGUCCCGCGACGAGAUUGAGGCACAGAAGCAGGCUUUACAAAAUGAGUACUACUGGAGCGAGAUCGCGGACUUCGAGCGCGAGGCCGCCAUGGUGCAGGCGCAGUAUGACAAGCAGCAGGCGAGGGUCGACAGGCUUGUGGAGAAGUUGGGGAAGAUGAAGGAUAACUUCGGGAACAAUAAUGAGGCCUUGGAGGCGUUAAGGACCCAAAUGGACGAGAAGACCCUCGAAAAGACAGCCCUUGAACAAGAGUUGCGCGCUCUAGAGACGCAAGUGCGAGAACUACAGGUGGAGCAGCGUACAGCGCAGCACGCCGCCUCCAAGCAUCAAGAACUCAAGGCCAGAGAGGAGCGGAAGGUGGCGGAUAUCGAGCGGGAGAUCAACAACGUGGAGCAGCGCGUUGCCUCCAAGCACCAGGAGCUCAAGGCCAGAGAGGAGCGGAAGGUGGCGGAUAUCGAGCGGGAGAUCAACAACGUGGAGUGGAGCAGCACGCUGCUUCCAGCACUAAUUGUUCAAGGCCCGGGAGGAGAAGAAUGUUGCGGAUAUGGAGCGGGAGAUCAACAACGUGGAGCUUCCCGAACGAACUAUGACACCGCGCACCACGACGUCACGCAGGCGCGCGCGCACCAGCAACACGUGCACCAGCAGCAUGAUAGUGCCGUCGCAUCCGCGCAGCGCGCCAGGGUCUCUCUCAGCUUCUCGAGUGACCUUGACACCGCGCACCAUGACGCCACGCAGGCGCGUGCUCAUCAACAACACGUGCAGCAGCAGUAUGAUACCGCCGUCGCGGCUGCCCAGCGCGCCAGGGACUCGCUCAUGACCUAUGACGCCGCGCACCACGACGCCACACAGGCGCGCGCGCACCAACAACACGUGCAGCAGCAGCAUGAUACUGCCGUCGCGUCCGCGCAGCGCGCCAGGGACUCGCUCAGGACCUAUGACACCGCGCACCACGACGCCACGCAGGCGCGCGCUCACCAACAACACGUGCAACAGCAGUAUGAUACUGCCGUCGCGGCUGCCCAGCGCGCCAGGGACUCGCUCAAACAAUUAAAACAGCAGCUGCGCGAGCUGGAGUCGCGCGGCAACGACUCGCUGGCGGUGUACGGCAACAACAUGGCGGAGCUGUGCCAGCGCGUCAAGCAGGCCGUCGCUAGGGGAGAGUUCAGCGCGCCGCCGAGGGGACCCAUUGGUUCAUACCUAAAAGUGAAGGAUAAAAAGUGGGGGGGUGUUUUGGAACACAUCAUCGGAGGUUCGCUGACGUCAUUCUGCGUCAACUCCCCGGAGGACUCCAGGAAGUUGUUCGAGAUUAUGGGCCAAGUGUACGGUCGCGCAGGCAAGCCGGCGGUGACAUCUAGCAAGUUUCUACCGCGUGCGCACGAUGUAAGACGACAUAAGGUGCGCGCGGCGGGCUUCACGUGCGCUUUGGACGCGCUCGACGCGCCCGACCCUGUUAUUGCCAACUACCUCAUUGAUAAUGUUGGUUUAGAGAGCGUGCUGCUGGUGCCUAGUCAUGAGGACGCGGUCCGUCUCUCCGACACGGUGGAGAACGUUCCGGAGAACUGCGCACGCGUCGUGACGCUAGAAUGUGGCGAAUACUACCCGGCGCCCAACUACCGCUGCUACGGCGGCACGGCGCGCCCCACGCGGUAUCUGCAGGUCAGCACGGCCGAACGCAAGAGGCAAGUGCAAUCCGAGAUCCAAGAAGCGGAAUCGCGCCUCAAAGCGCUGGAAGCCAAAGCCGAGGAAUUGAACCAAGAGUUGCGCGAGGCGCGGGACAACGAGCGCGCUGCGAGUAGGACGCUUCAAGCGCUGGUCGGGGAACGCCAUGAGAAAGACGAGGCGGCCAGGACCGCAGCCGCCGCGUUGGAACAGCAACAAGCGCCGCACCAUGCUGUAUUGCUGGACGAGCUAAACAUCUCUAAAGAGAAGCUGCAUACCAUCUCGGAGAAGCUCGCCUCGCACUCGCAGCAGUCGCAGGCGCUGCGGCGCCGCAUCGACGAGCUCGACGCCGGCGCGAGGCGCGCCAAGAACCGGCUGGCAGACGUGUCAGCUGCCUGCCGCAGCAUGAGCCUGGACAUCUCCAAGAAGCUGCGUACCAUCUCCGAGAAGCUCGCCUCUCACUCGCAGCAGUCGCAGGCGCUGCGGCGCCGCAUCGACGAGCUCGACGCCGGCGCGAGGCGCGCCAAGAACCGGCUGGCAGACGUGUCCGCUGCCUGCCGCAGCAUGAGCUCUACAACAGAUGUACUUUCCUCCAGGGACCGUGCCAUAGUGACCAACGAGCUGAAGAAGACUCAACUGAAGCUGAGUUCUAUCCGCAGCGACGGACUGACCAAGGCGCAGGUGGCAGAGCGACUGCUCGAGGUGGAGCGCAAGUAUCGCCGCACCAAACAGACGCUGGCUCGCCUCAAGGGGCUCAUCGACGAGAUUCAAAACACAACGGAUAAACAUCUCAACUUCUGCCACCGAGUGCAGACUUACAUCGCGAGACGAGUUCAAUAUUGUUUCCAGUCUAUACUGACUUUGCGUGGAUAUUCGGGCAGCAUGGAAAUAGACAACGCGCGCGGCGCGCUCGAGAUCGUAUGCACGGGUCGCGAGCAAGCCGGCAAGCGACACGCGUCCAGCACGUCAUCACUAUCGGGCGGCGAGCGAUCCUACUCUACCGUGGCCUUCAUCAUGGCGCUGUGGGAGUGCGUCGAGCUGCCCUUCUAUUUUAUGGACGAGUUCGACGUGUUCAUGGACAACGUGAACCGCAAGAUAGUGAUGGAGCUGCUGAUCGACCACGCGCUCAAGAACACGAGUCGCCAGUUUGUGUUCCUCACGCCGCAGGACGCUUCAGCCGUAGUCGCGGGCCCGCAGAUCAGCAUACACCUGAUGGCUGACCCACGACCGUAGUGCCGAAAAAGUUAAGUAAACAGUUCAGUGAUUAUUAAUGUGAUUGCAAUUAUUACACCAGUGAUGUGUUUCAAUGUUACCAUAGGUAUUUAAAAUGUCUUAACUACUUGUCUAAACAUUCCGACACUUAAAAACCCGCCGAAUGUUAGAUAUUUUAAUUGAUUUUAUAAUAUUAAGGAUUUAAUUAAUAUACAUUUUAUUUUUUAAA